Molecule: messenger RNA, 2785 nt
Organism: Plectropomus leopardus (leopard coralgrouper)
Lineage: Eukaryota; Metazoa; Chordata; Actinopteri; Perciformes; Serranidae
Gene: dedd
Product: death effector domain containing
Biological process (GO): apoptotic process; regulation of apoptotic process; extrinsic apoptotic signaling pathway via death domain receptors
Cellular component (GO): nucleolus
Molecular function (GO): DNA binding; protein binding
Source: RefSeq, a predicted model, not a curated record
UUUUAGCUGAAGAACGAAGAUUGUCUGCUUAUUUUCCCCAUGAUGUCUGUCUGAGGACUAAAACCAUUAAACAAGUCUAAUGUCUGGCCUGAAGUAAGCCGUAUCUCACAACAACAGACCGGAAAUAUAUCUGUCGAGUAUUUAUCGUGUAGUCGAUCAGAGCAGUUAAACGGAACCGUUUCCGGUCCUGAAAGAAGCUUUGCUGUGCUAUCAAACUCUGGGAAGCUAACUUGGCGUUAGCUGUCCACCGAACUGUUAUAGAGUCGGUCCUGUCAACAAUAUCCACAAAAACACAAGCUCAUCAGUUGGAGCGGACAGGAGGAGCUACAGGGAUUCAAGCAUCCCUCACCAUUAUCGGGCCCUGAGAUGACAUCACAGCAGCCUCACCUUCCCAAUGCUGUUAUUCCUCCCCAGAUUGCCCAGAACUCUUCUGCUCAGCAGGCCCGGCCUCACAUUCAGGUCAAUCAGCUGGACUCAAGUCAGAGCGGUGCAACCGCCGGGCCUCUGGAUCCAAGAUCUUUGACAAGCAGGCCGGGCUGCUCCGGGGUUGCAGCAUCUAGCGGGGAUGUGGCCAACAGGAACAAUUCUGCAUCCUGCACCAGCUCCAGCUUGUCCAGAAGAGAUGUGGGCUUUGAGCCGUGGCCUGAGGAAGCAGUGGACAACUCCCACGGGCUCUACUCACUUCACCGCAUGUUUGACAUAGUUGGAGCCCAGCUAACCCAUCGGGAUGUCAGGGUACUGUCAUUCCUGUUUGUUGAUGUGAUUGACGAGUAUGAGCGUGGUGGCAUCAAGAGUGGAAGGGAUUUCCUGCUGGCCCUAGAGCGCCAGGGUCGCUGUGAUGAGACCAAUUUCCGACACGUUCUCCAGCUUCUAAGGAUUAUCACCCGACAUGACCUGUUGCCUUAUGUCACACUCAGGAAACGGCAGGCCGUGUGCCCAGACCCUGUUGACAAGUACCUGGAAGAGACAUCGGUGCGCUACAUUUCACCAAGAGGAGCAGUACAGAGUAAAGACACCGCACCUCACAGAAGAACAGGUCCUCAGCCGGUCAUUUGCUGUUCGCCGUCAGGACCCCAUGUGGGCUCUCCCCGAACAAAGCCACCUCCCCCUGUACCAAACCGCAAACGGAGGAGAAGUCAUUCCUCGGCUGACUGCAGAGAGAAGCAAACAUGUGAUAUCCGCCUGCGGGUUCGUGCUGAAUACUGCCAGCAUGAGUCUGCGCUUCAGGGCAACGUCUUCUCCAACAAGCAAGAGGCGGUCGAGCGACAGUUUGAGCGCUUCAACCAGGCAAACACUAUCCUCAAAUCCCGAGACUUGGGCUCCAUCAUCUGUGACAUCAAGUUCUCUGAGCUCACCUACUUGGAUGCCUUCUGGAGAGACUACAUUAAUGGAUCAUUGCUCGAGGCCCUUAAAGGGGUCUUUAUUACAGAUUCCUUAAAACAGGCUGUGGGCCACGAAGCUAUUAAACUGUUGGUCAAUGUUGACGAGGAGGACUACCAGGCCGGGCGACGCAAACUGCUCCGUAAUUUGGUCACAAGUGGAGGGUGCCCACCAGGAGCCAGCAAAGACUUUGUAUCUUAGAUGCUCUCUUCAGGUGGUAGCAUAUGGGAGGAAAGCUGCUCCGCCUCCCCUACAGGAAGAAGCGUGAGACGUGGUUGUGUCGUUCGAGGUGCCUGAAGUGUGUGCCUGAAAGUAACUGAGGGACUCCUCGCCACUGCAGUGAUUCCUUCAGAGCCAUGGUCAUAGGAUAUCUACCUGGCACCCCUAAGCGUAGCAUGCGAGGUGAUUGGGAACUAUGUUAGCAAAAAGAAGUAGGUGCAUACAGGUUGACAUUAUUUUGAAUGUUAGGCUGUUCAUUUUCUUUGAGGAGGAGAACGCUGACAUGUGUGCAUUGACUUUAACACAUUUCUGGUAUGUUUGCUCAUUGAAAACACAUUUGUUAACUGAUGAUAGUCUUCACCACCUUUCAGUUCAAAAUUCAGUUCUUUUCAGUACAGGAAACAAACUUAAGGCUGACGAGUUCCUCCCAGUGGGAGAUGUACUUUAUUGUCAAACUGGUUCAUGUUUUUUUCCAAGUUUAUCAGGUAUAUCACAGAUUGAUUGGAUUAACCAAUAAGAGAGUGCUCUGUACAGUAUGUUAAAGAAACACACAGACCGUAGUUGACUUAAAAGUUGUUUUUCUAUUUCUUCCAGCUUAUUAUCCUGCUUUCCCAAGACUUUGCAGAGUUUCUUGUCUGUUGAAUCCUUUCAGAGCCUUUUUUGAUUGGCUCAUAUUUGGUUACUGUCAGCGUCAUUGUUUCUUGGGUUUGUUUUCACGGAUUCUUUGUUUUACAACAUGGCUCAUUACCAGCAGCUGUGAUUCUGGCCUAAUGUGAAAUUUCAGUUGUCCAGUCCCUGCCAAUAUUUCAAACUUUGUGGAUCGUUCACACCUGUUGAAUCGUAUCCAAAGAGUCAUUCACUGGUGAUUUGUUUGGAUUUAUAAAUCAGUGCCAGUUUCAUUGUCAGCUUGUACCUCUGCUCAUUCACCAUCUCACUCCUGUUCAGCCCUGACAGAACACUCAAAUUCACCAACAGCAGAUCAAAGUCACAGCCAGUGGAUGUAGUCAUCUCAGCUGUGCAGUUCAGAAGAUGCCAGAAAAAAUUGAAAUAAUUCACAGUGCCUGUUUCUGAGAAGUGAGAGAUAUUUCGGCAAGUUGUAGUUAAACUUAAGCAUGUUAACCCUUUGAAACCUGAGGAAGUUGGUUUAAUUCCUUUCAAAAACAUGGGGAGAGGGUGAUGAGCAACU